Messenger RNA from Dipodomys spectabilis (banner-tailed kangaroo rat), 3562 nucleotides. It is a transcript of the gene Kif20a, whose product is annotated as kinesin family member 20A. Lineage: Eukaryota; Metazoa; Chordata; Mammalia; Rodentia; Heteromyidae. Gene Ontology annotation, molecular function: ATP binding; microtubule binding; plus-end-directed microtubule motor activity. The coding region runs from base 105 to 2783 and encodes 892 amino acids. The record is from RefSeq and is a predicted model, not a curated record. Gene Ontology annotation, cellular component: nucleus; spindle microtubule. Gene Ontology annotation, biological process: mitotic spindle assembly; microtubule-based movement. The transcript is spliced from 19 exons.
UGAUCUCUCUCCCAGCGAAAGUUCGGGUUCCGCCAAGGGCUGGGAGUUGGUACCAGGGAAGCAGCGAAGAUCCUGUCUCCUGACGUAGGCCUUUUCCUACUGUCAUGUCUCAAGGCAUCCUCUCCCCGCCGGCAGGCUUGCUGUCCGAUGAGGAUGUCGUAGUAUCUCCUAUGUUUGAGUCCACAGCUGCAGAUUUGGGAUCUGCAAUGCAUAAGAAACUGUUGUCAGACUGCUCUGUCAUUUCCACCUCCUUGGAGGACAAACAGCAGGUUCUGUGUGAGGAUAAUACAGAGAAGGUAAAAGUAUACCUCCGAGUCAGGCCCUUGUUACCUUCAGAGUUAGAAAGACAUGAGGAUCAGGGCUGUGUACGUAUUGAGAAUUUGGAGACCCUUGUUCUGCAAGCACCUAAGGAUUCAUUUGCUCUAAAGAGCAAUGAGCGGGGAAUUGGCCAAGCCACUCAUAGGUUCACAUUUUCUCAGAUAUUUGGGCCAGAAGUAGGACAGGCAAACUUCUUCAACCUGACUGUGAAGGAGAUGGUAAAGGAUGUACUCAAAGGACAGAACUGGCUCAUCUAUACGUACGGAGUUACCAACUCAGGGAAAACCCACACGAUUCAAGGUACCAUCAAGGAUGGAGGAAUCCUUCCCCGGUCACUAGCUCUGAUCUUCAAUAGCCUCCAGGGACAACUUCAUUCAACACCUGAUCUGAAGCCAUUGCUCUCCAAUGAGGUAAUCUGGCUAGACAGCAAGCAAAUUCGACAGGAGGAAGUGAAAAAGAUGUCCUUGCUAAAUGGAGGCCUCCAAGAGGAGGAGCUAUCUACUUCCUUGAAGAAGAAUGUCUACAUUGAAAGUCGGAUGGGUACUAGCACCAGUUUUGAUAGUGGCAUUGCUGGGCUCUCUUCAAGCAGUCAGUUUACUAGCAGUAGCCAGCUGGAUGAAACAAGUCAGCGGUGGGCACAGCCAGACACUGCCCCAGUUAGUGUCCCAACAGACAUUCGCUUCUCUAUCUGGAUCUCCUUCUUUGAGAUCUACAAUGAACUGCUAUAUGACCUGUUAGAACCACCUAGCCCACAGCGUAAGAGGCAGACUCUACGGCUGUGUGAAGAUCAAAAUGGCAAUGCUUAUGUAAAAGAUCUCAAUUGGAUUCAUGUUCGAGAUGCUGAAGAAGCUUGGAAACUCCUCAAAGUCGGUCGUAAGAACCAGAGCUUUGCCAGCACCCACCUAAAUCAGAACUCUAGCCGAAGUCACAGUAUCUUCUCAAUCCGAAUUCUGCACCUUCAAGGGGAAGGAGAUAUGAUCCCCCAAAUCAGCGAGUUGUCACUCUGUGAUCUGGCUGGCUCAGAGCGCUGCAAAGAUCAAAAGAGUGGUGAACGGCUAAAGGAAGCAGGGAACAUUAACACAUCUCUACACACCCUGGGCCGUUGUAUUGCUGCCCUUCGCCAAAACCAGCAGAACCGGUCUAAACAGAACCUGGUUCCCUUCCGUGACAGCAAGUUGACUCGAGUGUUUCAGGGCUUCUUCACAGGUAGAGGCCGUUCCUGCAUGAUUGUCAAUAUCAAUCCCUGUGCAUCUACCUAUGAUGAGACACUGCAUGUGGCUAAAUUUUCAGCCAUUGCUAGCCAGCUUGUACAUGCCCCGCCUAUGCAUCUGGGACUCCCAUCCCUGCGUUCAUUCAUCAAAGAGCACAGUCUUCAAGCAUCAUCUGGCUUAGAAAAAGGGAGUAAGGCAGACCUAGGUCUUGAUGACCACAUUGAAAAUGAAGCUGACAUCUCUGUAUAUAGCAAGGAGGAGCUCCUUCAGGUGGUAGAAGCUAUGAAAACACUGCUUUUUAAAGAACGACAGGAAAAGUUGCAGCUGGAGAUGCAGCUCCGUGAUGAAAUUUGUAAUGAGAUGGUAGAACAGAUGCAACAACGGGAACAGUGGUGCAGUGAACAUUUGGAUGCCCAAAAGGAACUAUUAGAAGAAACAUAUGAAGAGAAACUAAAGAUCCUUAAGGAAUCACUAACAACUUUUUACCAAGAAGAGAUUCAAGAGCGGGAUGAAAAAAUUGAAGAGCUAGAAGCUCUCUUGCAAGAAACCAGACAACAGCAGGCUGUGACUCAUCAACAGUCAGGACAUGAAUUGUCCCUGCGACGGUCACAGAGGUUGGCAGCUUCUGCCACCACACAGCAGCUCCAGGAGGCUAAAACUAAACUAGAACAAUGCAAAGCAGAGCUAAGCUCCACCACUGAAGAGCUACAGAAGUACCAAAAAAUGUUAGAACCACCACCCUCAGCCAAACCUUUCACAAGUGAUGUGGACAAGAAGUUAGAGGAAGGCCAGAAGAACAUACGGCUGCUGCGAUCAGAACUUCAGAAAGUUGGCCAGUCUCUCCAAUCAGCAGAAAGGGCCUGUUGCCACAGCACUGGAGCAGAAAAACUUCGUCAAGCUUUUACCACUUGUGAUGACAUCUUAAUCAAACAGGACCAGACCCUGGCUGAGCUGCAAAAUAACAUGAUGCUAGUGAAACUGGACCUUCGGAAGAAGGCAGCAUGCAUUGCUGAGCAGUAUAAUACUGUCCUAAAGCUACAAGGCCAGGCUUCUUCUGCCAAAAAACGCCUUGGUGUCAACCAGGAAAACCAACAACCAGAUCAACAACCACCAGGGAAGAAACCAUUCCUUCGAAACUUACUUCCCCGAACACCCACCUGCCAAAGCUCAACAAACUGCAGUCCUUAUGCUCGGAUUUUACGCUCAAGGCACUCUCCUUUACUCAAAUCUGGGCCCUUUGGCAAAAAAUACUAAGGCUAUAGGGAAGAGAAAUACAGCUAUUGCCCUGAAGUGGAACAAUUGCUCAGCCUAAUACUCUUAAGCUUUGCCAUAUACUUGGAACUUUAUCCAGAAUGUAAUACUCAGAUACUAUUUUUUCCUCUUUUGUAUUAUAAUCACCUAUAUAAUCUCAUUCUUUUCACAUAUGGUUUUUAUGCACACAAAAAUUUAAAUAUAUUAUUGUUCACAUUUUUAUUUGAAUUCCAAAUUUAGCAAAAACAUUAAAGCAACUUUUAAAAAAAGACAGAAAAAUUGACACAAACUUCAUUUUAUUCUAGCUAAUGGGAAUCUUGCACAGGAAUAGCAAUAGAAACCAGACACUAAAAUAACUAGUGAAAGAAGGCUUAAUAAGAAAUGAAUCCAAAUGUCACUAGAUAGUCUUAAGCUUUUAAUAUAAAAUGAAGUAUCACACAUUAAAAGGUGAGUAAAAAUGUUCAAGGAACAACACAAGGCUGGAUCCUAAGCUCAGAAUAAUCCAUAGCAUCUCUUGUAUAAAUUCAUUACAACAGACAAAUAGCAUAUUAUCUACUGAACACAUGCACAGGCCUGAAACCCUCAAUGAGCACCAUAACAAUGAUUCCCAUAUGGUCUAAACAAAUAGGGCUGGGGAAAAAAAAAAAGUAUUAGAGAUAAGAAAAACAGACCAGCAUGAACACUUACUUUUACCUAUAGUUAUUUUCGAAUGUCCAUGAAAUUAUCUGUAAUCCUGGAAAUGGAGCAGUAGCUCAACUGGUAUAGAGUGCCAGCCUUGAGCA